This is a messenger RNA of Octopus bimaculoides (California two-spot octopus), 907 nucleotides long. Its product is annotated as carbonic anhydrase 1-like. Gene Ontology annotation, molecular function: carbonate dehydratase activity; zinc ion binding. Gene Ontology annotation, cellular component: plasma membrane. The record is from RefSeq and is a predicted model, not a curated record. Lineage: Eukaryota; Metazoa; Mollusca; Cephalopoda; Octopoda; Octopodidae.
GACUCACGUACACAUUUUCUCAAACACACACCCGUACGCCUAUUCAUACGUACACAACCCAUAUCUGUGUACACAAACACACACACACACAGACACACACACACACACACACACACACACACACACACAAAUGUUCAGACACACAUCCUCCUACCUACACACACAUAUAUACCUAACUCACCAGACAACUGCCUGGUCACAUAUCAAUUGAAGUAAGAGAGGACUUGGUCACUUUCUGCCAGAUAAUGUCGUUAUCUUCACGCAUCUAUUUCCCGCCACUCGGGCUGUUCUACUUUAUCAGCCUGACAAGUAGUUGGUCAUACUUGGAACCUGGAGGAACCAUCGACUGGUCGUCAAAGAACAACACCUGCGACAAAAGUUUUCAGUCUCCAAUCGAUAUCAUCUCGUCGGAGGCCACCAAUAAACGCUUUCCUCCUUUUCAUAUGGAACACUACAGCACCGCCGCCGAUGGCGCACCCAUCGUCAAUAACGGACACACAGUGGAGGCACAUCUGAUCCAAAGUCCAGCACCUACUCUGUCUGGCGGCGGACUCAGUGGUAUAUAUACAGCAUUACAGUUUCAUUUUCACUGGGGUUCCUCCGAUAAUUAUGGUUCCGAACAUUUUCUCGACGGCAACUCUUUCCCGAUGGAGAUGCAUAUCGUCCACUAUUCCCAGAAAUACCCUAAUAUAUCGGAGGCCCUCACGAAGAAGAACGGUUUAGCUGUACUGGCUAUUUUCUUCGAAGAAACGAGAGCCAUUUGUAUUGCAAUCUCCUCAAACUGUUGCCCAAAAAUGUCGAUCAGUUUUAUCGCUAUUCCGGAAGUUUAACAACGCCACCAUGCUCAGAAUCUGUAGUAUGGACAGUUUAUCCGGAAGCGGUUAAAAUCUCGUCUUGGCAGGUAAGA